This is a messenger RNA of Naumovozyma castellii, 951 nucleotides long. It is a transcript of the gene ADH1, whose product is annotated as alcohol dehydrogenase ADH1. The record is from RefSeq and is a predicted model, not a curated record. Bases 1 to 951 code for a protein of 316 amino acids. NCBI's taxonomy places the organism in Eukaryota, Fungi, Ascomycota, Saccharomycetes, Saccharomycetales, Saccharomycetaceae. The transcript has a single exon.
AUGUGGUGGUAUUACGCGGGCAUCGUCACAGCCAUAAUGAUGACGACGUAUAUGGCUGCCACACGUAGCAGAAAGAGGCAAGAGAAGGACGUGUUACCUUUAUUUAAUGACGUUGUCAAGACAGGUAACAUGGGGUUUCACGAGGGUGCCAACAUUCAGGUGAGGGUCAAGUAUUUCAAUAGUUCACACAUAAUUGGUCGAAUCGUCGGGGUUGACAAGGAACACGUACAUCCUGUUUGGCGGGUGAAUGACACGGUCGUGUUCCCCAUUGUAGACGUUCCCUUCCCAUCGCGUUCUGUCAUGUACCUGGACACGAAUGACGUCUUACUGAGAGUCGACGGCGGUAGCGUCAGCGACGAUGAUUUGGUGCAGUUUCUUGGUACGAUGAGUGGCGGGCGUUGGUUGGAGGCGCUGAACCACCACUGCAAACCGGGCCAGUUCGUGUUGUUUCCUCUCUUGAACAACGAGGAAGACUUGGUAGCCGUUCGCAUAGCCUCGUUGUGCGGCGCUAGGGCUGUGGCGAUGACAAACGAUUUUAGCGGGCUGGGUCCUCUCUUCCUGCGAUUGGGAGGAGAGAAGUUGUUUUCCCAGGGUGACGAUGAGGGUGUCUUGCAAUGGACACAGGGAGGCGUCCACGUCGUGUUGCAAGACAUUUCCCUGGUUCCUCACGUGUCCCUGAAGUGGCUGAGGAAACUGGGCAAGCUGGUGCUCUCCUUUAGCGAUCCCGGCAAAGUAAGACGAGACGGUGUUCAGCCCGUGUCCGAUGUGUUCCAACAGGUCACUGACUCGAUCUCCAUCAUCGGAGCACAUGACGCUUCCAGGAAAUCAUACAGACAACUCUUGCGGUUCUGCCAAACAGGCCAAUUGCAGUUCCCGAUAGACAGGAUACCCUUGCGCCAAUUCUUGCAGGGAUCCAGGACAUUACGCCCAUCUCAAGUGGUGGCUGUAUAA